Molecule: messenger RNA, 641 nt
Organism: Sorex araneus (European shrew)
Lineage: Eukaryota; Metazoa; Chordata; Mammalia; Eulipotyphla; Soricidae
Product: beta-lactoglobulin-2-like
Exons: 6
Coding region: 13-552 (179 amino acids)
Molecular function (GO): small molecule binding
Source: RefSeq, a predicted model, not a curated record
CCCAGCGCAGCCAUGAAGUGCAUCCUGCUCGCCCUGGCCCUCGUGUGUGGCAUCCAGGCCACCGCCAUCCCCCAGGCCACAAACCUGGACAUCCAGAAGAUGACCGGGACCUGGUACACUGUGGCCAUGGCGGCCAGCUACGCACCCCUGCUGGACAAGGACUCCAGCUUCAGGGUGUUCGUCAAGGACCUGAAAGUCACCCCCCAGGAGAACAUGGAGAUCACUCUGAGCAAACAGGUGAAACAGGACUGCGUGGACGCUCGCAUCAUGGCCCAGAAGACUCAGGACCCUGCCGUGUUCACGGUGAACUAUGACGACGGGGAGAAGAAGGUCACAGUGCUGGACACAGACUACACCCACUUCAUGGUCUUCUGCAUGGAGGCCCCCAUGGCUGGCACCCAGCAGGGCACCGUGUGCCAGUACAUGACCAGGACCAUGAACCCUGAGCAGGGGGAGAUGAUGGCAAGCUUCAGCAGAACCCUCCAGGUCCUGCCCACGGGCCCCCAGAUCAUCCUGAGCAUGGUGCAGAUGGAGGAGAAGUGCCGCGUCUAGACCAGCCGCUGGAGCCAGGAGGAGCCCAGGCGCCCUGGGGUUACCCCCGUUCCAGCCCCCCAGCCCCUACCUGCCCUCGCCCCCUCAUC